This is a messenger RNA of Belonocnema kinseyi, 4844 nucleotides long. RefSeq names its product alpha-actinin, sarcomeric (gene Actn). Bases 257 to 3022 code for a protein of 921 amino acids. Gene Ontology annotation, cellular component: Z disc; cell projection; cell junction. Gene Ontology annotation, molecular function: calcium ion binding; actin filament binding. The transcript has 13 exons. The record is from RefSeq and is a predicted model, not a curated record. NCBI's taxonomy places the organism in Eukaryota, Metazoa, Arthropoda, Insecta, Hymenoptera, Cynipidae. Gene Ontology annotation, biological process: muscle cell development; actin cytoskeleton organization.
UCUCUCUCUCUCUCGUACUCUUUCUCUCCACUAUCCAUUUUUUUCUCAUACUCCAUUUCUGUAUACCCGCACCCACUAUUAUAGUCGUGCGGGUCCAGUGAGAAGCUGCACCGCGUUCAUAACGUACAAUUUUUUUCAAGAUUUCGUCCCUCGUAAAGAGGCGAAAUCGAUCUGAGUGACAAUUGACCAAAUUUCAAGUAUACAAGUGACAAGGAAGUUUAUUAAUCACGUUUAAAGGAACACGACACGCGAAAGGAUGAACGACAUGGAGGCCUACGGGGACGGAUACAUGGAGCCGGAGGAAGAGUGGGAAAGGGAGGGUCUCCUGGACCCGGCCUGGGAGAAACAGCAGAAAAAAACAUUCACAGCAUGGUGCAACUCACAUCUCCGAAAAGCUGGCACUGCCAUCGAAUCGAUCGAAGACGACUUCAGGAAUGGAUUGAAGUUGAUGCUCCUACUUGAGGUGAUUUCAGGAGAAACCCUUCCACGACCCGACCGCGGUAAAAUGCGCUUCCACAAAAUAGCGAAUGUAAACAAAGCCCUAGAUUACAUUGCCAGCAAAGGUGUAAAACUUGUCUCCAUCGGUGCAGAAGAGAUUGUUGACGGUAACUUGAAGAUGACGCUUGGUAUGAUCUGGACGAUAAUCCUGAGGUUCGCCAUCCAAGACAUCUCAGUCGAGGAGAUGACUGCAAAGGAAGGUCUGCUCCUUUGGUGCCAACGUAAAACUGCUCCAUACAAGAACGUCAACGUUCAAAACUUCCAUCUCUCCUUCAAGGAUGGUCUGGCCUUCUGCGCCCUUAUUCAUCGUCAUCGUCCUGACCUCAUCGACUAUAACAAGCUCAGCAAAGACAACCCCUUGGAGAAUUUGAAUACCGCUUUCGACGUUGCUGAAAAGUACCUCGACAUUCCCAGAAUGUUGGAUCCUGACGAUUUGAUCAACACUCCCAAGCCGGAUGAACGGGCAAUCAUGACUUACGUGUCCUGCUACUACCACGCGUUCCAGGGUGCACAUCAGGUCAACAUGCGAAACACAGCAAUGCCUGAUGAACGGGCUGUGAUGACCUAUGUAUCCUCGUAUUAUCAUUGCUUCAGUGGUGCUCAAAAGGCUGAGACAGCAGCCAACAGAAUCUGCAAGGUCCUGAAGGUGAAUCAAGAAAACGAACGAUUAAUGGAAGAGUACGAACGACUGGCCUCUGACCUUUUGGAGUGGAUAAGGAGGACAAUGCCGUGGCUCGCUAGUCGGCAAACUGACAAUUCUCUCGCGGGCUGCCAAAAGAAACUGGAGGAGUACAGGACUUACAGACGCAAGCAUAAACCACCACGUGUUGAGCAGAAAGCCAAACUCGAAACGAACUUCAACACCCUUCAGACGAAACUGAGGCUGAGCAAUCGUCCAGCUUACAUGCCCACUGAAGGAAAAAUGGUGUCUGAUAUCAACAAAUCAUGGAAAGGCUUGGAACUUGCGGAGAAGGCCUUCGAAGAAUGGCUACUUUCGGAGAUGAUGCGUCUCGAGAGACUAGAGCAUUUAGCUCAGAAGUUCAAGCACAAGGCCGAUGCUCACGAAGAUUGGACCGGAGGAAAAGAGGAAAUGCUCACAUCUCAGCACUUCCGUCAGUGCAAACUGAACGAACUCAAGGCGCUGAAGAAAAAACACGAGGCCUUUGAAUCUGAUCUGGCUGCACAUCAGGAUCGGGUCGAACAGAUCGCUGCUAUCGCCCAGGAGCUUAACACACUAGAAUAUCACGACAGUGCUUCAGUAAAUGCGAGGUGUCAACGCAUUUGCGACCAGUGGGAUCGUUUGGGAACUCUCACUCAACGCAGGCGUCAAGCUCUCGAUGAAGCUGAACGUAUUCUCGAAAAAAUUGAUAUCCUGCAUUUGGAAUUCGCUAAGCGAGCUGCGCCGUUCAACAACUGGUUGGAUGGAACGAGAGAAGAUCUUGUGGAUAUGUUCAUUGUUCACACUAUGGAGGAAAUUCAAGGCUUGAUGGACGCUCACUCUGCUUUCAAAGCAACUCUUGGAGAAGCGGAUAAGGAGUACAAUUCUAUCGUCGGUUUGGUUCGCGAAGUGGAAUCUAUAGUAAAACAAUUCCAGAUCCCUGGAGGUCUCGAAAAUCCCUACACUACGCUGACUGCUCUCGAUCUGACGAAGAAAUGGAGUGAUGUGAGGCAAUUGGUGCCGCAACGUGAUGGCACGUUGGCUGCAGAACUUCGCAAACAACAGAAUAACGAGUUGUUGCGCAGGCAGUUUGCAGAAAAGGCCAAUGCCGUUGGACCUUGGAUAGAGCGUCAGUUGGAUGCUGUGACCGCAAUUGGUCUUGGGCUUCAGGGAACUUUGGAGGAUCAGCUCCACCGACUCAAGGAAUACGAGCAGGCAGUUUAUCAGUACAAGGCUCACCUUGAAGAAUUGGAGAAGAUUCACCAGGCCGUGCAGGAAGGAAUGAUCUUUGAGAAUAGAUACACACAAUACACCAUGGAAACUCUUCGUGUUGGAUGGGAACAACUUUUGACUUCGAUCAACCGCAACAUCAACGAAGUCGAAAACCAGAUCCUCACCAGAGAUUCUAAGGGAAUAACGCAAGAGCAACUCAGUGAAUUCCGAAGCAGUUUUAACCACUUCGACAAGAACAGGACAGGAAGAUUGGCUCCGGAUGAAUUCAAAUCGUGUCUUGUAUCUUUGGGAUACUCGAUUGGAAAAGAUAGACAAGGUGAUAUCGACUUCCAACGCAUCCUUGCAAUUGUUGACCCCAACAGUUCUGGAUACGUUCAGUUUGAUGCCUUCCUAGACUUCAUGACCCGCGAGUCCACGGAUACGGAUACUGCUGAACAAGUUAUAGACAGCUUCCGUAUUCUCGCUGGAGAUAAGCCUUACAUUCUGGCCGACGAACUGAGACGAGAAUUGCCACCGGAUCAGGCUGAAUACUGCAUUCAGCGAAUGCCUCCAUUCAAAGGACCUGGAGGUUUACCAGGAGCUCUUGACUACCGUUCGUUCUCCACCGCCCUUUACGGCGAAUCCGACCUUUAAUUUCGCAUUCUACGGCCUAACAGAAAAGUUUAUAUAUACGAAACACCUAGGUUUUUCAUCCCUCGCCAUUGAAAAAGAGCCCGCAUUGCUAAGAUCGAAUGCAAGAGAAUCAAAGUACUUAAUUGAAGAGAAAGAAUUCAUCUGAAGAAAGAAUAUGUGGGUAAGAAACCCCCUAAAUAGACGCACAACCGUAACCGAUGUGCCUUCUCAGGCACGCGACACUGAUUAACAGAAUGCUGACAGAAAAUAAAAAUCACCUCUCGAAUUAAAGAAAAAAUAUAUACUGAGGAUAUUACUAUGAGAAGGUAUUCAUCUCAGUUCGAAAUUUGGAAAAAAUCCUAAGAAGUGUCUUCUGCGGUACAUAUGUUUACUAAAGAGACAAUAAUAUUUUUGUAUCUCGUAUUACGUAGACGAGAGAAUAGUACGUUAUGCGCCUGAUAUCGAAGAUUUGAUACAACCAUAUCGAUUAGCAUUAAAUUAUAGAAUUAUAAUAAAAUCGUUCACCAAAAGCUAAUCACCGACCCUGAGCGACUUUUCAAUACGAGGGAGGCUUCUAAAUUUUUCGGUGAUUAGCACAAGCCGGAUGCACUGUAAUUCGCCAUAUCCAAUCAUCGAGAGCACGAGUUUAGAUUUUGUUUUUCACGGAGGUAACAUUUUGUCCGAUUGUCAGAUGAUUUUUGCGAGGCAUUUAUAAUGAAUUUUGUAGGCAGAUUCGUGCUCUCGGGUGGUUUAGGAUUGUAAAAAGAAAUUUUAAUCGGUCAACGAAAUAUCGAAUUCGAUCGACCCUCUCGUUAUGAGAAUCCAGAAAUGAAAAAACGCAAGCUCGAAAUCGAAUAUAUACAUAUUUUUUUAUAAAGACGGCAGAAUAUUGAGAGCCGUCGAUGUAUUUUAUAAAUCAUAUAUUGAAAAUACGCGAAACGAUGCUAAACAUACAAAUUAUUUAUUUAUUUGAUUUAUUAUUUAUUAAUGUACCGAUAUUAAAUUAACGUAGUAAAUGAAAUGUUCUCUCAAAGUAUUUAUUUUUAUAAAUAUUGGCCGAUGCGAUUGGUCUGUUGUAAGGCAAUAGCCAACCGGAAAAUAAUAAUGAAAAAAACUACGAAAACAGCUGCCAUCACCUAUUACGUGUAGUAAGACACAUUUAUACGUGCAGUCAUAUCUUACUUAGUUCGAUAAGUCAUUCAUCGGUAUCACUUGAAACAUUGUAUAAUUGAAUUUGUGUGAAACGCAAUAAUGAAUUAUCAAAAAAUUACAGAAUAGGUUUUGUUUGGCUUUGAAGCUUAAUGCUUUUUUUGAGAAUCUGUCUUAACGUAGUUUGAGACUUUUGUUACAGGAUCCGACUCCUCUUUUUGUUUUUUUAAUAAUACAGAAAAUUCGAUUGGCAGCUAUAGGAAUCAGGUGUUCUUUUUUUUAAUUUACGAAUCUGUAUUUUGUUUGUUUUCGUUACGAUCGAGUGUACAGUUGUACAUUGUAAGUGAGUUUUGGACGUGCUUUUUUGCAGAAUAAUUAUUAAUUAUGCACAGAGGUAGACUUCAGAAACGGAUGAAAGUCUCAAACGGAAAUCUUCAUUUGUUUGCACUAUUUUAGAUUAUAUCUAUAAAUGUGCAUACAUCUACAUUCACUCACACGACGUGCAUACGUAAAUGUAAUUAUUAAAUUUAAUCUAAGUGUAAUGUAAUUUAAAUGGUCUUCCUUCGACCACUCAUCCUGCAUCGCAUUACAUCGAUUAAAUAGAUUUCUUCUAUUUUAUUUUCCUGUACUGGUUUAGUAAUGAACAUUAUUGUACAAUGAGGAAACUAAAAAAUAAAAAUAAAAGUUCUGCAAA